UUCUAGGAGCCUCUGGGCUUUGCACCUCCCAGGACGCGGCCCGGUUCUGGGAGCCUCCGGGCUUUGCACCUCCCAGGACCCGGCCCGGUUCUAGGAGCCUCUCGGCUUUGCACCUCCCAGGACCUGGCCCGGUUCUAGGAGCCUCCCGCCUUUGCAUCUACCCAGACCCGGCCCGGUUCUCGGUGCUCCCGGCUUUGCACUUCCCCGGCCCGGUCCUAGGAGCCUCUGGGCUUUGCACCUCCCAGGACCCGGCCCGGUCCUAGGAGCCUCUGGGCUUUGCACCUCCCAGGACCCGGCCCGGUCCUAGGAGCCUCUGGGCUUUGCACCUCCCCGGACCCGGCCCGGUUCUAGGAGCCUCUGGGCUUUGCACCUCCCCGGACCCGGCCCGGUCCUAGGAGCCUCUGGGCUUUGCACCUCCCCGGACCCGGCCCGGUUCUAGGAGCCUCUGGGCUUUGCACCUCCCCGGACCCGGCCCGGUCCUAGUUGCCUCUGGGCUUUGCACCUUCCCGGACCCGGCCCGGUUCUAGGAGUCUCUGCGCUUUGCAUCUACCCAGACCCGGCCCGGUUCUAGGAGUCUCUGCGCUUUGCAUCUACCCAGACCCGGCCCGGUUCUAGGAGUCUCUGCGCUUUGCAUCUACCCAGACCCGGCCCGGUUCUAGGAGUCUCUGCGCUUUGCAUCUACCCAGACCCGGCCCGGUUCUAGGAGCCUCCGGGCUUUGCACCUCCCCGGACCUGGCCCCGGCCCUAGCCUGGCCUCGCCCCCUCCUGCUCCUUGGGCCUCCUGAGGCUGCUUGGAGCGGUUUUUGACCACGUCACUACCGUGCCUGGUCCUCUUACACGAUGUGCUGAUGCAGGCAUUUGGGGGCUGGAGUACGGGAGGAGCCCGAGUACUCCAGUCACAUUGACUUUAUCCUAGAAGACAACUUUACAAGGAUCUAGAAGGAACAGAAUUAAAGAUGACUGAAUACGGGGCUCCAGAAAUUUAAGACAAUCAGCUUAGCAAAUCAUAUACUCUUCAGUGGAGCUGAGAACUGAUAAGUCUGCUCUGCACGGUGAUUUGGAGCUUUCCAAUCCCAGGGAAAACUUGACUAAGGGACUGCACAGGACUGAGUCCAUAUGGAAGAAGAGCUUCCCCUUUCCUACAGAGAAAGUGGCAAGCCAGUACAGGCUACUCUGUCGUCUUUGAAGAUGUUAGAUGUGGGAAAGUGGCCAAUUUUCUCCCUUUGUUCCGAGGAGGAGCUGCAGUUAAUUCGUCAGGCCUGUGUCUUCGGCAGCGCCGGCAACGAAGUCUUAUAUACCACAGUCAGCGAUGAGAUUUUUGUGCUUGGCACAAACUGCUGUGGCUGUUUGGGAUUAGGUGACGUCCAGAGUACCAUUGAACCUCGGAGACUGGAUGCUUUAAGUGGCAAGAAAAUAGCCUGCCUCAGCUAUGGGAGUGGCCCCCAUAUUGUCCUUGCGACCACAGAAGGAGAAGUCUUUACCUGGGGUCAUAAUGCUUAUAGCCAGCUGGGCAAUGGGACAACUAAUCAUGGUUUAGUGCCCUGUCAUAUUUCUACUAAUUUGUCAAACAAACAAGUCACUGAAGUUGCCUGUGGGUCUUACCAUUCUUUGGUGCUAACAUCUGAUGGAGAGGUAUUUGCUUGGGGCUAUAAUAACUCCGGACAGGUAGGAUCUGGAUCAACAGCCAAUCAGCCGAUCCCUCGAAGAGUCACAGGCUGCUUACAAAAUAAAGUUGUUGUGAACAUAGCAUGUGGGCAGAUGUGUUCAAUGGCAGUGGUGAAUACUGGGGAGGUCUAUGUCUGGGGUUACAAUGGAAAUGGGCAGCUUGGACUCGGCAGUAGCGGCAACCAGCCAACUCCCUGUAGAAUAGCAGCUCUGCAAGGCAUUCGCAUCCAGCGGGUUGCCUGUGGCUAUGCACACACAUUAGUUUUAACAGAUGAAGGCCAAGUGUAUGCUUGGGGUGCAAAUUCUUAUGGUCAGUUGGGCACUGGCAAUAAAAGUAACCAGUCCUAUCCUGCGCCUGUCGUCGUGGAAAAGGACAGGAUCGUGGAGAUCGCGGCCUGCCACUCGGCGCACACGUCGGCGGCCAAGACCCAGGGCGGGCACGUGUACAUGUGGGGCCAGUGCCGGGGCCAGUCGGUGGUCCUGCCUCACCUCACCCACUUCUCCUGCACCGACGACGUGUUCGCCUGCUUCGCCACGCCUGCCGUCUCGUGGCGCCUCCUGUCCGUGGAACCCGACGACCACCUUACAGUGGCCGAGUCUCUCAAGAGGGAAUUUGACAACCCCAACACGGCGGACCUGAAAUUCCUGGUGGAUGGGAAGUACAUUUACGCGCAUAAAGUGCUGCUCAAAAUUAGGUGUGAGCACUUCCGCUCCUCCCUGGAGGACCACGAGGACGACACGGUGGAGAUGAGCGAGUUCUCGUACCCGGUCUACCGCGCCUUCCUCGAGUUCCUGUACACCGUCCGCGUCAGCCUGCCCCCUGAGGAGGCCGUAGGCCUGCUGGACCUGGCGACCUUCUACCGCGAGAGCCGCCUGAAGAGGCUGUGCCAGCAGACGAUCAAGCAGGGCAUCUGCGAGGAGAACGCCAUCGCCCUGCUGUCGGCCGCCGUGAAGUACGACGCCCAGGACCUAGAGGAGUUCUGCUUCCGCUUCUGCAUAAACCACCUGACCGUGGUGACGCAGACGCCGGGCUUCGCGGAGAUGGACCACGACCUUCUCAAGAACUUCAUCAGCAGAGCCAGCCGGGUGGGCGCCUUCAAGAACUGAGCCGCGGGCGCCGCCGCGACCGCGUCCUCCCCCGAGACGCCCGAGACGCCCGAGACGCCGGAGCCGGACGCCGCGCUGCCCCCCCCCCCGCCCCCGGCCCCCCAGCUGGCUCCAGGCGGGGACGGCCGAGCCCCAAGGACCCACCUUACCGUCGCCCUUACGUUGUCGCCGGGGCGGCGGGAUCGCGCAGCGGCGCUGACCCCGCGGCCCCCCGGCCCCCCGGCCCCGCCGGCCCUCACGGCGGCCUCCCCAGGCCUCCCCUGGCCGAGGCGGGGCAGCGUGGGGCGCGGCAGGUCGGCGACAGCGGGCGGCCCGGCCGUCCGGCGCGCUGCUGCGGGUCCUCCACGGGCCGUGUGCGGGCGGCCUUGGGGCCGGAAACCCGGGCCUGACGCUCCACUAUCCCACAGUAAAGCGCUUGUUUGCGGACCGCAGGACGGACGCGAGCCGCCUCAGAAAUCCCUGAGCAGCCGCAAAGGUCCAUGGACCUCAGCGGCUCGUCCGUCCCGUCGAUGCACCUGACGGCGGCCGUCUGGGAGGCAGCGCCCCGACCCGCAGGGCGCACCCUGGGCCCCGCCGUCUAGCCGAGUCGCGGUCCGUGUCCUUGCCCGCGGCUGCUCCUGACCGCGAGGCCCCGCGCGGCCCGGACCCCCCCCCCCCGCCCCCGCGGGAUCCUAGCGGGCCUCCUGCGCCACCCGCCACUGCCCUCGGGCCCGCGGCCCACUCGGGACUGGACGGCGGCGCCCGCGGGCGGGGGUCCGGACAGGGGCUGGCGCGGCUGGUUCCGCCCUCCUCCCCCUCCUCCUCCCUCCUCCUCCCCUGCACUGCUGGCUCCGCCCUCUCCCCCCUCCUCCUCCUUCUUCCCUGCGCAGCUGGCUCCGCCCUCCUCCUCCUCCUCCCCUGUGCUGCUGGCUCCUCCCUCCCCUCCUCCUCCUCCCCCUCCCUCCUCCUACCCCCUCCUCCUCCUCCUUCAUCCCUGCGCAUUUGGCUCCGCCCUCCUCCUCCUCCCCUGCGCACUCCACCUCCUCCUCCUCCCCUGUGCUGCUGGCUCCUCCCUCCUCCUCCUCCUCCUCCUCCUCCUCCCCUGCGCUGCAGGCUCCAUUCUCCUCCUCCUCCCCUGCACUGCUGGCUCCAUCCUCCUCCUCCCCUGCAUGGCUGGCUCCGCCCUCCUCCUCCUCCCCUGCGUGGCUGGCUCCAUCCUCCCCCUCCUCCUCCUCCCCUGUGCUGCUGGCUCCUCCCUCCUCCUCCAACUCCUCCUCCUCCCCUGCGCUGCAGGCUCCAUCCUCCCCCUCCUCCUCCUCCCCUGCGCUGCUGGCUCCGCCCUCCUCCCCUCCCUCCUCCUCCCCUGCACUGCUGCUCCGCCCUCCUCCCCUCCCCUCCUCCCUGCACUGCUGGCUCCUCCCUCCUCCCCAGGCUGCCUGGCGCUCACCGGCGCCUUCACCACCUCGUGACGUCUCCCCCAACCACCUCUUCCUUUCCUGCCCGUUUCUGCCCGGCUCUUGAGAAGCUUCUAGGUGCCUCUUUGUUCCGCGACAUCCUCUCCUGUCGGAACACUGGAAGGAACCGGGGGAAACGGCCUGCCCGUCGCUGAACUGCGCCCGGGGCGGGGGGGGGGGGAGCCCCGCUGCCAGAGGACGGGUGUUAGGGGUUGGGUGGAUUGUUUUCCAUUUCCUCAGCUCCGCUAGUGCGGUUUGCGCUGCUGCGGCUCGCUCGGUGCAUCUGGCCCGCAGCAGCACCUGUGCAACUCCCGCCGGAUCCAGGACGUUUAAAAAGCUCCCCAGGGAACUGCGCCGUUUGGCCGAGUAGGGGAGUCGCGCCGUGACCCUCAAGGCCUGGGCGUCCCGGGGUGGGGGUGGGGGCGCCCCUGAAGAGAACCGCUCGCACCCUCCUGGGGAGGGGUCACAGCCCUAGCAGCGUUUGUAGAGUCCCAGCACCCAAACCGUGCAGUUUGUCACGGUUCCCGCUUCCUUAGCCCGGGCCGGGGACCCGCCUCUGAGUAACGCCCUGGCAGGGCCUUGAAGGCCGAGCCGAGGACACGGGGUCACCUUCCCCAAGUGCCCCCCCUCACAAGCCUGUCCGCAGCCGGCGUGGCUGUGCCGCCCUGACGCCGCCCUGGGGGGGGGGAGGGGGCCGCGCCCCUGGCCGGCCUGGGGACGAGCGUCCCCGCUGACCUGGAGGGAGAGAAGGCCUCGGUCCGCUGCAGGGUCGCGAUGCUAGAGCACCGGCCCCCACGUCCCUAACUUGGAGCUGCGAGGAUGAGACCCCGCACCUGUUAGUUCUGAGUCUUCGCCACGACGCAAAGACAGGAGCCACACCCGUUCUGUCUCCCUAAUUCCGGUGAAAUCACGUACUUUCUGCUGAGGAAAUAAGCGAUGUUGGUCUGUGGGAUCAACUGACCUUUCACGCUCACCACCUCACCGGUCCAUGCCCGUGCGGAGACUCUCCUAAAAUAACGCGGAAAAAGGUUUCCAAGAGUAUCCAGACUCAUGUUAAAAGAGGUUUUCAGGGAUCCCUGGGUGGCUCAGUGGUUGAGCAUCUCUUUGGCUCGGGUCGUGACCCCGGGGUCCCGGGAUCGAGCCCUCCAUCGGGCUCCUCGCAGGGAGCCUGCUUCUCCUCGGCCUGUGUCUCUGCCUCUCUCUUUAUCAUGAAUAAAUAAAUAAAAUCUUUUUUAAAAAUGCA
Molecule: messenger RNA, 5448 nt
Organism: Nyctereutes procyonoides (raccoon dog)
Lineage: Eukaryota; Metazoa; Chordata; Mammalia; Carnivora; Canidae
Gene: RCBTB2
Product: RCC1 and BTB domain containing protein 2
Exons: 15
Coding region: 1117-2772 (551 amino acids)
Molecular function (GO): protein binding
Source: RefSeq, a predicted model, not a curated record